AUGAGCAGCGGGAACACGGAUGAUAAAUUGUCAAUCCCGGGUCCCGUUCGUAACCCCAAAUUCAACUUCGCCAUGUCGCCCUCAGUACUAGACGGCCGAAUUGUCAAAACGUCAAAGGGCAAGGUCGGCUCAACAGCACUUAUCAGGCGACAGAAGUACAGCUGGCGAGAUCUUCUCGCUAAUUACACAAAGGAAAUAAGAUAUUUUUACUUUGAUUGCGAUUACACUCGAGAAGGAGUCCAUGAGGAUAUGGAAAAGUUGUUCAAAUUGGAGCAAGAAGGAGAAUGGAACCACAUUGCACCAUACUAUUUUGCGUCCACGGCCCUGAACUUUAGAGUGGCUAUACAAAAGCACAAUGGCUAUAUCGUAGAAGCGGCCGCCGUCGAAAAGGGAGUUGGAAGGUUCCCACGCUCGAACGCGAUCACAAAAGAUAUAGAUAAUCUACCUGUGAGACCCGGGGAGCCAUACACCUUUGGUAAUCUAACGGCGUUCAACCCUGAGGAGGUGAAUUUAUAUCAACCCAUACCAAAAUCAAUCCUCCUCAAACUCCCGUACGCGGUCUUGUUUCAAUUUCUCGUGCAGACUUGUCUGAAUAUUUCCAAAGCAAGGGGUUGGAACUUCGGCGAUCUACUACGUAGCCGUAUGUUUCACCACCUUUCAGAGCUCUUGUAUCGACUCCCAAACAAUCUGAUCAGUAGAUCCGAACUCGAUCGACUAUUAGACGAUACCGGCACGAAUUUACCUCUAGAAAAUCAACCAGGAUCGUCACGGGUAGAAGGAUAUAUGGUUCUCACAGAGCCCGACGAAGCCACAACUCCGAAAAAAAUAGAAAUUCCAAGUUUACGGCAACUGCUCAAAGCUCUUCUUUCGAUGAAUAAAAUAUCGAUGAAGGCAUUUGCUGAAAAUUUAUUACCAAUUCUUAUCUUACGCCGAGAUGAGGACAUGAUAUCUCAUAUAUUUCAAACCCAUGGCGCCGAGUCUAUGGAAGUGAAAUGGUAUAUUGGCCUCCUUGAAAUAGAUCUCAACAAAAGCCUUGGCUAUUUUUUCAAGACCGACAAAGACUACCAAUAUUUCUAUAAGAAGUACAAAUCGCAUGCCAUGGGUCCUGGCUACAUCAAACGCGUAAGACAGAUCCUUAUUAAAGGAAUCACAACUCAUCUGCCUACAGCGCUUACUAGUCAGGAGGCAGUCACACUCGUCGCGUACACUCUCCAAGAUGGAGAUAUUACGUUGGAGCUCAUGCAAGUCCUAUUCCCACUCACUUGUACCACGUCAAAUAUUGAAGAGCAGUACGAAAUACUGUACGGAGCGUCAGUCUUGGAUUCAUUAACAAGAUUCACUUUGAAGGAUCUUGUCAGCUUCGGCUUUCGGAGAAAUAUUCAUAUCUUGGCCUUAGAAGCAGUUAUUGAAAACAAUUUCGAGAAGGCUUCUGUGCUGCUUCCAUAUACUGAACUAGCCUUGUCAUCUACGCAGUUGCAAGAUUUGGAUCUUGGGGCCUUCUUGCUCGGCUACGGAAACGUUUGGGACAUUGUUGGAAAGAGUCAGUUCAGCAAAUUACUCCGGAAAGUUGAAGAAGAGGCCCGAGACCCAAAUUGCAGACGUAACUUUUUUUGGGUUCAGGAUAUUAUCUCGAUAUCAUUCCGUCUUCGGAAUUCUGAGCUCAUGGCAUUCACGUUUAAUCUCGUUAGAGCUCAUCCGCAGCUAUAUGGUCGCGGCCUGGAGUCGUUGAUCAUGGAAUCUGUGCACGCUAUGGAUUUACCUAAAUCCUCUAUUCGGAUCGAAGGAAUAUUUGAUCAACAGCUUGAAAUUGAUGGUGAAGAAGCAGAAAGGAUUAAACUAUUUCACAGUCUACUAACUUCUGGAUGUCGAAAUGGACAGGGGAGUAGCAUUCCCUCCUACGUCUCCCCCGAAAGACUACUCCACUCUGCAAUAUGGGCGCGCAAUCAUUCCUUAGUUAGACACCUCAUCGCAAUUGGCACCAAAUUAAAUGAGGAGGACAGCCUAGGCGAGUCCCCGAUCGUUACUGCAAUAAUUGAGGAGCGAGAUGACGGGGAUCAUCGAACCGCUGCCGAGCUAAGAAGCGAAAUCAGUAUAUUUAUUCAGCUACUGGAGGCAAAAGCAGACAUUGAUUGCCUAAACGAGUUUCGCAUCGAAAUGGAUGGUUAUUUGUAUCAAGUCGAUCCGACUUUCCUCAAGGCUGCUGGGGGUAUCAACAAAACACAAAUUGCGAAACUUUGGAGCAGUCGCUUUGAGCGGGUGUACGACUAUGAUGAUGAUGAAAUAGAAAGCAAGUUGGGUGAUAGAGGGACUACGUUCCGGGUACCUUCAAUUAAUAACAAUCCGCCAUCGCUACCAUUUGACCAAACGACCGACGAGCAUGUUUUACCAGAGCUAUUAUUUAAACUAGAUAUGCCCACCUAUGACAGCGAGGAGGAAGAUGACUUUUUACCGCACCGGUAUUCGGUUUACGAUGACAUAAGGGAAUCUUUCCUUCGGCAUUGGACAGAAUAUGGGCGACAACACUAUACUAAGCAGAUUCGGCUUUUUUUACAAGAAUCAAAGGAUUUGGGAAACGUACAUGGAGAUCCAUUCCUUAUAAAAAACAGUGAGAAGGUGGGUCAUGUCCGCUUUGGAUCCUCGAUCACGCUUCUUCAGUAUCUCGCAGCCUUCGGCAGCAUCCAGCUGUUACAAUCUUUCUUCCAGUUGCACCCGCAAGCGGCCACAGCCCAGCUGUCACAAUCAUACCCACAAUUUCCCUCGCCCCUGCAACUAGCUGCUGCCUGUAACUAUUUAGAUUGUGUCCUAUUUCUAAUUGACAAGGGGUCUGAUCCGCGAGAAACUGUCUGUCUUCCUUUUUGGAAGACCGAAUAUUCCUUCAAACCAAGCAGAGGGUAUAUAGGGGGUGGCACUACCCCUCUACACUACGCCGUUCACAACGGGAAUUUUGAAAUGGCGACGUGCUUUAUAGAACAUGGAGCAAGCAUACACGUCCGAAAUUUGUCAGUCUCCGAAGAAAGCCGCGGCAUGACGCGAAAGCUUCAGAACGUGGAUUGGGAAGGGGAUGCAGUAUCCGCUCUCGAAUUGGCAAUCAAACUAGGGCGCAGGGACUUCGUUGCUCUAUUCCUUAUCUCCGAUAAAGAAGCCAGAAGCCAGGCGUUGGAAAUGGCACAAAAACAUCGUCAAAAUCAUAUAGUAUCGCUCAUCCUGAGUACCUGGGGCGAAAGUUUAUCCCCACCUCAAAAGCCGAGAGCUCAAAAGUGGACCAAGCCGCGUUCUCGAGACAUAUUUACAAAAAACAACCAGCAGCGCGCAAUUUUACCGAAGGUUUACGAUUAG
Molecule: messenger RNA, 3336 nt
Organism: Orbilia oligospora ATCC 24927
Lineage: Eukaryota; Fungi; Ascomycota; Orbiliomycetes; Orbiliales; Orbiliaceae
Exons: 5
Coding region: 1-3336 (1111 amino acids)
Molecular function (GO): protein binding
Source: RefSeq, a predicted model, not a curated record